UAAUUUAAUUCGAUAAAUUGAACCUAAAAUGAUUGUGAGCGAUUCCAAACGAGCUCGUUAUCUUCGAAAGCGCUGAACGGAUUCAGAUCGAGAUCUCCCCGAUGUGUUAACUGAGUUUCUAAAAGUCAAAGAAAUUAUUAUUAUCAAUAUUGUAUGUAAGAAGCUAUGAAAUGACAAUUCUUGAAUGAACGAAACUGCAAAAAUAAAACCGAAAUUUCACGCGGACGAAGUCGCGGGCCCCGACCGAUAUACUACCCCUCGACCGCAUUUCUUUUAUUCGACUCGAAGAUCCCGGGUUCGAUUCCCGGAGAGUCGAAAAUAGUUUCGGGUCGAUGUUUCGUCCCGUUUAUGAGUCGAAGAGAGCUAUGCGAGAAAGAAAGAGAUGCACGUCCGUCACCCCGAGUCCGACACAGAUGGGGCGUGGCGUCCGACAGCCGUGCUCCAUGAGCUGCGGCCGCGGGGCCGUGCCCUCCUUGGCCUGCGCCGCCUGCCUGUGCCUCUACCACCCCGCCUGCCUGGGGCUGACGCACGCGCCGCCGCAUCCCUUCUUUUGCAAGAACUGCGACUCUUUAUCGCCCCGGGAUCCCCCGUCGUCGGUCCACAAAUCGGGGGUGACGACCGCGUCCGGUCUUCAAGCUCCGGUCCCCGUCCCGGCUUCGGUCCAUCAGUCGGCCGACUCGGUGCCCGUCCCGAGGCUCGUGCCGGCUCCUAAAACUCAGAAGAACGACAAGCGUGUGCUGCUGCGGAUGAAGAUGUCCGGCGGCGCGGACGGGCAGAAAGUGUGGGCGGUGUCCCCGAGUGCGACUUCCGCCCCGACCCAGGCCGGCCCCGCCCCUUCGGCCCCGCCGACCCAAGCGGCGCCCCAAACCCCGAACGCCUCGUCCGCUGCGCUCCAGAGACACGCGCUACCGCAAUCGUUAGCCGUCAUCAACGGCCGACGGUUUAUAGUCGUUUCACGCGGAUUGCCAAACUAAUGUUUUUUUAUAAUAAAUUUAGUAAAUUCGACUCAAAUUAGCAUUCCAGAGUUUCGUGAUUUUGAGAUAAAUUAAAUCCGGCCGGCCUUUUGUAAAGUUUUUUGUUUAGAAUUGCGCAAAAAGAAAUAGGGCUAAAUCUCAAAUGGCUAUUAUAGGCUUACGACUGCAAAUCUCGAGCUGAGCUUGCGUUUUACUUCUAAUACUCUUCUACGACAUGUCACGCGUUCUAUUUAAACUUGAAACUGAACGAUUAAUCAAGUAUGCGAACCGGGUUCCCCAUUGAUAUUAUAUUAGUAUUAAGAGUUGGAGGAAACCUAAUAAAGAAUUGAAAAUCA
Molecule: messenger RNA, 1309 nt
Organism: Pieris napi
Lineage: Eukaryota; Metazoa; Arthropoda; Insecta; Lepidoptera; Pieridae
Exons: 3
Coding region: 333-974 (213 amino acids)
Source: RefSeq, a predicted model, not a curated record